AUGUCCGCACCUCCUCAAAGAUCUCAACCCCCACCAAAUCAAGCCCCAAAAACGGUAAACGAAUUCAAAGUUGUGAUCCCAGAGUAAGUUCCUUUCUUUUUUUUGUGUGAAUUUAGGAUCGAAUGGAGAAAAAAAGAUGAGUGUUGAUGCUGCGAGCUUAUUUUUUGGUUGUUUUAGGAGCAAAGAUGCCGUUCGAUAUUCGAUUCUCCAAUUCAAUGGCCCGUUGAAUAUUGAUCCGGCGAGGUGGACCAGCUGCGAGCUGAAAAUGUUCCGAGAAGAUAAUAGAGCACAUGUAAGUGGAGGUUGUAAGAUAAAAUAUUAGCAUUACAGUUGGGGGCCUUGUCCAGUGGCAAAAAACGUACCAUUUUGCAUCCGGGAAGCAUCAAAAAUGUGGAAAAAUGCUUUCCUCUCCAAGUGAAAAAACUUUGCGCUUUUGAAAUCGGAGUCUUUCACUUGGAGAGGGAAGCAUUUUGCCACAUUUUUUGAAUCUUCCUGGAUGAAAAAUAGUUAAUUUUUUUGCCACUGGAUCAGGUCCCCCGCUGUACCUCGAAUUGUUCAAAAUUUUGACGUUUUUUUAGUCAAAAAUGAUGAUUUUGUUCGAAUUUGUACAUGGAAAUCCUGAGAAAUUUUAGUUUAUUUUUUUAAAAGUUUAAGCAAGUUUCAUCAGAAGUUUUCUCUUCUGAUUUUUAUGUCUAACAAGAUGGACGUAUUUCACCAAAAUAAAUCUGAUUUUUCUUUGGUUUAGGCUGUUGGGACCUCGGCGAUUGUCCAAGACUACGGCGAAGGCUCGGAAUACGGUCGGGCAGCCCGAGAAGAAGCCCGAAGAAAGAAGUAUGGCCGACAGUCCAAGAAAUAUCAACAUGAUCGACAACCAUGGAAGAUGCUGUUGAAGGAUCCGAGUAAAGAACCGCAGGAACGACGAUUCAGAUCGGUGUGUGAAGGUGGAGCCGGUGAACAUUCGGAUUAUUGGAUUUUCUCGAAGGUAAGAGAAUUUUCGGCGGUUUUAGAGAGGAUUUUAGGAGGGGGAUCACUUUGGAGGCAUUUGGAUACUUUUUGAGGGCUUUGGAUGCUUUUUAUUCUUUUUGAUUUUUUUUUGUUAUAUGGAGUAUUUUUGGGUCGUUUUGAGUGGACUUUCGGAUUUCUGAGUACUUUUGGAAACUUUUGGAUACUUUUUGAUCCCUUUUGACACUUUUUUGGAAAAAAUUUGUUUUUUUGAUGUCUAAAAUAAAUUUUUUCAGCGCGGUGACUCAUUCGAAGCCCAUAAAGUCGAUGAUUGGUACCGUUUCAUGCCCACCGCUCGCCACAAAACACUUGAUAUUGACCAAGCAGAGGAGCAAUUCCAGCUCCGUAAUAAAGUUCUUAAUCAGUUUGCCCUGAAAGCCAAAAUCCAACAGACCCUCAAAGAUGCUGAUGAAGACAACGGCAUGGUCUCAAAACCCGGUGGAUUGGUAAGAAUUUGAUUUUUUUUUUUUUUUUUUGAUUUUUGAUGAUUUCGAAAAUUCUUUCAGAAAAUCAAAGAUGCCGGAUCAGACUCGGAUGAUGAGGGUGGCGCAGACAAGGACGAAAGCCAGGGAAUUCUUGAUGCUAGCGCUGAAGUUUCCAAAAAUGGGAAGAAAAAGAAGGGAGGCAAGGGAAAGAAAGACAAGAGAGUUCGAGUCGAGAAUUCGGAUGAAGUUGCUCGAUACGAGUCGGAAGAUGGGGAAGAUGAAGGCCGAGAAUACGACUACAUGAGCGACUCUGGAUCGGAUACAAGGUUGGUGAACGAUUUUGUGGGAUUUUUGGGUUGGAACAUGUAA
Molecule: messenger RNA, 1796 nt
Organism: Bursaphelenchus xylophilus (pine wood nematode)
Lineage: Eukaryota; Metazoa; Nematoda; Chromadorea; Rhabditida; Aphelenchoididae
Source: the annotation of a GenBank genome assembly